GGAAUCUCAGCAAAACUAAUGCGACAACUAUAUCUCACCCUCGCGGUGCCAAAGUUCACAUACGGAGCAAACCUAUGGUUCAAGCCCACACUCCGUAACGACACAACGACAACGCAAAGGGGAUCAAUAGGUGUAGCCAAACGUCUGGCAAGUAUCCAACGGAUAGCAGCAAUCAGCAUAACUGGCGCAAUGAGGACAACCGCCACAGAUAUACUGGACAAUCACGCUAACCUACUACCAAUCCCCCUUCUUCUACAACAGAUAUGUCAUAGAGCAGCUCUACGACUUGCCACGCUUCCACAACGACACCCGCUACACCCACACCUACAACACAUCAUCCGUUAUCGAAAUACAGCACGCCACCGAUCAUCGUUACACAACCUCUUAGCCACCUACCGUCUCUACCCCAAAGACAUCGAGACACUAGACUUCGUCGACAGAUCGAACAGCCACAGAUCGAAUGUCUACAAGACUCACAUCAAUCGAAAGGAAAAAGACGCAAUCAAGGAACAAAAGGAGUUGAAAGACGAAGUGCAAAUAUUCACGGACGGCUCAGGGCACAAUGGGAAAGUGGGCGCAGCAGCGAUCCUACUACGAGCGGGACAAGCACCUCGUAAAUUAAGAUACCACCUUGGAUCAGAACGCAAGCACACAGUCUUCGAGGUGGAAGUCAUUGGCCUAUCAUUAGCGGCACAGCUCAUC
Messenger RNA from Suillus clintonianus, 702 nucleotides. RefSeq lists its product as uncharacterized. Lineage: Eukaryota; Fungi; Basidiomycota; Agaricomycetes; Boletales; Suillaceae. The transcript has a single exon. The record is from RefSeq and is a predicted model, not a curated record. The annotation marks the transcript as partial.